AUGGCAAUGGCAAACAACAACACACAAUGUUUUACAUGUCAUGAAGAAAACAAUACAUAUACUUGUAAAACAUGUUCAAACGAACUUUGUUUUAUACAUUUACCAGAACACCAACAAAGAUUAAAUAAAGAAUUAUAUCAUAUUAUUGAUCAUUAUAAUAUAUUUAAAGAAAGAAUUGAUGAACAAAAACAACAUCUACAUAAUAACUCAUUAAUGAAACAAAUUCAUCAAUCGGAAAUAAAUUCAACUGAAAUAAUUCAACAAACCCCAAAAGACUGUAGAGAAAUUGUCAGAAAAUCAUCGCAAACAUAUACUAAUGAUAUUGAAAUGAAAUUUAAUGAUAUACGUGAACAAAUAAAACAAAUGCAAAAUGAAAAUGGCUUUAGUGAAAUAAAUUUAAAUCAUCUAAGAAGUCAAUUAUUCAAAAUUACAGAAGAAUUAAAUAAUCUGCCAAAUAUUCCUAUUCAUCACGAUUCACAAGCAUUUAUUAGCGAAGUUUCAAUUAUUUCAGAAAAAAAACCAAAAUUCAAUAAAUGGAAGCAAAAUGCCAUUACUGCAGCCGCUGGAAAUGGAUCAGGACACAAAUUAAAUCAAUGCUAUCGUCCUGGAGCAAUCUUUAUUGAUAAAAAGAAAAACAUUUUCAUUGCUGAUACGUACAAUCAUCGUAUUACUGAAUGGAAAUGUACUGCAAAGGAAGGACUUAUCAUUGCAGGCGGAAAUGGGUCAGGAUCUCGAAUGAGUCAAUUAAAUCAACCAAAAGAUGUGAUUGUUGAUCAAAAAAAUCAUUCGAUCAUCAUUGCUGAUUUUGGGAACAAACGAGUGAUCCAAUGGAUGAAUCGAAAUCAACGAAUUAUCAUUGACAAUAUUGAUUGUUGUGGCUUGGCAAUAGAUAAACAUGGAUUUCUUUAUGUUUCAGACUCGUACAAGAAUGAAGUGAAACGAUGGAAAAUGGGUGAAUACAAUGAAGGAAUUGUAGUGGCAGGUGGAAAUGAAAAAGGAGAUCAACUCAGUCAACUUAAUUCUCCAGGUUAUAUUUUUGUUGAUAAAGAUCAAUCUGUUCAUGUAUCAGAUAGAUACAAUCAUCGUGUGAUGAAAUGGAGAAAAGGUGCAAAAGAAGGAACAAUUGUAGCUGGAGGAAAUGGUUUCGGACAAAAUCUCAAUCAAUUGUCUUAUCCUUACGGAGUAAUUGUUGAUAAUUUGGAUCAAAUCUAUGUGGUAGAUAGUGGGAAUAAUCGAAUAAUGGGUUGGUGUGAAGGAAAAGAAGAAGGUAAAAUUGUCGUUGGUGGAAAUGGUCAAGGAAAUCAAUCAAAUCAAUUGAAUAAACCCAUGGGUUUAUCUUUGGAUAAUGAAGGCAAUCUUUAUGUUGUUGAUUGUGGAAAUCAUCGAAUUCAAAAAUUUGAAUUAAUCUUGUAA
This is a messenger RNA of Adineta steineri, 1413 nucleotides long. NCBI's taxonomy places the organism in Eukaryota, Metazoa, Rotifera, Eurotatoria, Adinetida, Adinetidae. The record is from the annotation of a GenBank genome assembly.